Messenger RNA from Alligator sinensis (Chinese alligator), 12110 nucleotides. RefSeq names its product mucin 2, oligomeric mucus/gel-forming (gene MUC2). The record is from RefSeq and is a predicted model, not a curated record. Gene Ontology annotation, molecular function: protein binding. Lineage: Eukaryota; Metazoa; Chordata; Crocodylia; Alligatoridae. Gene Ontology annotation, cellular component: extracellular matrix.
AUGGGGCUAAGACUUGCCAGCCUUUUUAUCCUAUGGCUGGCUCUUUCCUAUGCAAGGGAAUAUAAAACAGGUAGAAGCCAAAACCACGGCCACCAUGUCUGCAGUACCUGGGGAAACCAUCAUUUCAAAACUUUUGAUGGUGAUGUCUAUCAGUUUCCGGGCCUUUGCACAUACAGGUUUGCUUCCGACUGCCGAGAGACUUACAAGGAGUUUUCUGUCCAUAUUCAACGUGGUCUGAAUAGCAGAGGACACCCUGAAAUCCAGAAUGUCCUUGUCACAAUUAAGGAUGUUAAAAUCUACCUCACCCACAAAUAUGCUGCGGUGGAUGAAGAAAUAGUAAAGACACCACACUACAUGUCUGGUAUACUGAUUGAGACCAGUGAUGUCUACAUUAAAGUCUAUGCAAGAGCAGGCCUGGUUCUGAUGUGGAACCGUGAAGAUUCACUAAUGCUGGAGCUGGACCCCAAGUUUAAUAACCAUACUUGUGGUCUCUGUGGGGAUUACAAUGGACAGCAGGUGUACAAUGAGUUUAUCUCUGGAGACAUGGAAUACAAUCCAAUCACAUAUGGAAAUGAACACAAGAUUAACACACCCAACUCCAUAUGUGAAGACCCAGACGAAACUCAGCAAGUCACAACCUGCCAUCAGCAUCAUGACGAGUGCACACAGUUACUGACUUCCCAAGCAUUCAGUGACUGCCAUUCCCGCCUGAAUCUGGAAAUGUAUGUUAAUGCAUGUAUGCAGGACAAGUGUGCCUGCCAGGAAGCUGAGGAUGCUUUCUGCCUCUGCAGCACCAUCUCAGAAUACUCUCGCCAGUGCUCUCAUGCUGGAGGCCGGCCGAGGAACUGGAGGACAGAAAAAUUAUGCUCUAAGUCGUGCCCUGGAAACAUGGUCUACCAGGAAAGCAGUUCCCCAUGCAUUGAUACUUGUUCACACCUGGAAAUCAGCAACCUUUGUGAAGAACACUACAUGGAUGGCUGUUUCUGCCCAGAAGGAACUGUUUAUGAUGACCUGACUGAGAAAGGUUGUGUGGCUGUUAGCAAAUGUUCCUGUAAACUACAUGGACAACUGUAUUCACCCGGGCAAAAGAUUGCCAAUGAAUGUGAAGAAUGCACCUGUGAUUCAGGCAGGUGGAUAUGCCAUGAUCUACCCUGUCCAGGGACAUGCAUGUUGGAAGGAGGCUCUCACAUUACCACUUUUGAUGGGAAGAAAUACAUCUUCCAUGGAGAGUGCUAUUAUGUGCUAACCAAGAACACUGUCAAUGACUCCCAUACCCUCCUGGCUGAGCUGGGUCCCUGUAGUUUCGAAGACAAGCAGACAUGUUUGAAGAAUGUUGUGCUGUUGAUAGACCACAAAAAAAAUAUUGUAGUUUUCAAAGCAGAUGGCACAGUGUUACUGAAUGAGCUGGUGAUUCACUUGCCCCAUGUGACAGCAAGCUUCUCAGUCUUCCAACCAUCUUCACACUACCUCGUUGUGCAUACGGAUUUUGGUCUUAGACUACAGAUUCAGUUGCUUCCAGUCAUGCAGCUGUUUGUGAUUGUGAAUCAGACUGCCCACGGAAAACUGCAAGGUCUUUGUGGGAAUUUCAAUGGGAUGGAAGGUGAUGACUUUAAAACAGUCAGUGGACUGAUAGAAGCUACAGGCUCUGCUUUUGCCAACACCUGGAAGGCACAACCUACUUGUAAUGACAAAGUGGAUCGGUUGGAAGACCCUUGCACUCUCAGUGUUGAAAGUGCAUCUUAUGCUGAGCAGUGGUGUUCUUUAUUGAAACAUUCAGAGAGUCCUUUUGCUAAAUGUCAUUCAGUCAUCGAUCCUCUGGAAUAUUAUAAGAGAUGCAAGUAUGACACCUGCAGCUGUAAGAAAAAUGAAGAAUGCUUAUGUGCCGCCCUCUCCUCGUAUGCCAGGGCCUGUGCCUUCAAAGGAGUUAUGCUGUGGGGCUGGAGACAAACUGUCUGCAGAAAAGAAGUUGCUUCUUGCCCUGCAAGCCAGAUCUUCCAUUACAAUCUGACUACCUGUCAAUACACCUGCCGCUCCUUUACUGAUGGCAAUAAGCACUGCUCUCAUGACUCCAUUCCCAUGGAUGGCUGUGGCUGCCCUGAUAACACCUACCUGAAUGAAAAGAGUGUGUGUGUGCCUAUCUCCAAAUGCUCAUGCUACUAUAAGGGAGAAUACCUAGACGCUGGCACUGUUAUUUUGAGAAAUGAAGAUCGCUGUGUUUGCCACAAUGCCAGGCUCCGUUGCACUCAAGUGAAGAUCAGAAUAUCAUUUUUUACAGGGUGUCCUCCUGGCAAGAUUCACUUUGACUGCGACAUCUCGUCUUGGAGUUCGCAAACCCCACUACAACGUAACUGCCAAACUCAGAAUAGUGACCAUUUCCAGACGGAGUGCAUCUCAGGUUGUGUAUGUCCUGCUGGAUUGAUUGAUGAUGGCAGAGGGCACUGUGUUCAGGAGAAGGAUUGUCCAUGUAUUCAUAAUGAGAAUUUUUAUUCUUCUGGAACAAACAUAACAGUGGAUUGCAACACCUGUACUUGCCAGAAAGGAAAGUGGAGCUGCACUGUUGGUGAUUGCUUUGGGACUUGCAGUAUAUAUGGAAAUGGCCAUUAUAUUACCUUUGAUGGAAAACAGUAUGAUUUUGAUGGAGACUGUGAAUAUGUGGCUGUUCAGGAUUAUUGUGGUGAAAAAAAUUCCAGUGCUUCAUUUAGUAUCCUUACAGAAAAUGUCCCUUGUGGAACCACAGGAGUUACCUGCUCAAAGGCUAUUAAAAUAUUUUUAGGGAGGACUGAACUAAAGUUGCAGGACAAAGAACUUUUGGAGAUUAGAAAAGAUCAUGGUGAGCAUGUGAAUUAUUGGACUCGGAAAGUGGGUCUGUAUCUUGUUAUUGAGGUCAGCAAUGGUUUGAUGGUUAUCUGGGAUAAGAAGACGACUGUUUUCAUCAAGCUGACCCCUUAUUAUAAGGGCAAAAUCUGUGGUCUGUGUGGUAACUUUGAUGACAAGUCCAACAAUGACUUCACAGCAAGGAGCAAGCUGCUUGUAAACAAAGCUCUGGAGUUUGGGAAUUCUUGGAAACAUGACCCCAGGUGCCCUGAUGUGACAGCAGAGAUCCAGCCCUGUGAUGUGAAACCUCAUCGAAAGUCGUGGUCACAACUCGAAUGUAGUCUUAUCAAGAGUCCUACCUUCAAAACAUGUCACCCCAAGGUGGACCCAACUCCGUUCUAUGAAGCUUGUGUUCAUGAUGCCUGCUCCUGUGACAGCGGUGGAGACUGUGAAUGCUUCUGUUCUGCAGUUGCUGCCUAUGCUCAAGAGUGUGCUAAAGCUAUGGCAUGUGUCUUCUGGAGAACUCCUGAUAUAUGCCCAAUAUUUUGUGAUUACUACAACGCUCAUAAUGAGUGUACAUGGCACUAUGAGCCUUGUGGCCGUGAAAUUAAGACCUGCAAGAUUAUUACUAAUCCCAGUACCAACUUCUCACUGCCUUUACUGGAAGGUUGUUACCCCAGCUGCCCUCCAGAGAAACCCAUUUAUGAUGAGUACUCCAAAAAAUGUGUGCCAAACGAUGGCUGUGGUUGUUAUAUGAAUGAAACAUAUUAUCCACCAUCCACAGAAAUACCCACAAUAGAGAACUGUAAAAAAUGCGUCUGUGUUUCAUCAGGAAAUAUUAACUGUACAACUCUCCCAGGCUGCCCAUGCAUCAUUGAUGGAAAAAUCUAUAAUGUAGGAGAUUUAGUUGAACAAGUCAGAAAUGGAUCAAUCUGUAUAAACUAUGUAUGUGGAAAGAAUGGGUCUAAGGUUCCUGGAAGUAUCUACCCUUGUCCAACACCCACGUCUACUACAACUACAACCUAUACUACUACCACAGUUUCCCCAACAACCUCAACAAGUACAGCUACAACUACAUGCUAUAAAGAAUGCAACUGGACUAAGUGGUAUGAUGUCAGUAAACCCACAGGGGAUGAAGAUGGUGGUGAAUAUGAAACCUAUGAUGCAAUAAGGAAUAUACAUGGAGACGGUUUCUGUGAUGUUCCACAUGACAUUCAGUGCAGGCCGCAAAACGGAUUUAAUUUAAGCCUAGAAGAUGUGGGCCAGAAAGUGUCAUGUAAUGUUACUUAUGGGCUCAUAUGUAAAAAUAAGGAACAAGACAAACUCUGGAUCCCGUGCUAUGACUACGAGAUUCGGAUUUUUUGUUGUAAAAAGGCUCCUGACUGUACUUCACCUACCACAUCGAGACCCACUGUAACCACAAGCACACCAACACCCACUCCAAGCACCACUAGCACACUGACCACAACCACUAAGACAACAACACCUACGACUAUGACAGCAACAGUUUCAACUUCAAUUACAACGCAAACACCAACACCGACUACCACACUAACGCCUACACAAACAAACACUCCAACAUCAACACCUACAACAAUCACAACCACUACAAUGGUACCAACAUCUACACUGACCAGAACUACUACAUCAACUCCAGUCACCAUUACCACACCAACACCUACACCAACUUUCACCACGACUCUAAUAACAACACCAGGCAGUACUACCACACCAACCACUAUUACUACAUCAACGCCAACACCCUUCACAACAACUCCUCUUACAACUACAACUAGUAGCACUCCAACAACGUCAAUCACCACCACUACCAGCCUGACAUCGACACCUUCCACCACUGUCACACCAACUCCAACACCCUCCAUUUCUUCAACUACAGGCUGCCCUUGCAACUGUACCGAGUGGUUGGAUGAUGAUCACCCAAAGCGAAAGCCAGGAGAGGACACUGAGAUAAAAAAAAAAGACUAUGGGGACUAUGAACUCUUGGACAACAUCAUACGCAAGAGGCCCUACCUGUUCUGUCCGGUGGUAUGGAAUAUUUCAUGCAGAGCAGAGCAAUUCCCUGAUCAUCCCAUUGAAAUUUUGGGGCAAAAAGUGGAAUGCAGUGCCUCCAAAGGACUUAUCUGCAACAACAGAGACCAGGUCUGGCAGUUGCCACCUAUGUGCUACAAUUAUCAAGUGAAGCUCUGCUGUUCUGGAACCCACCCUUCCUGCUGCCAUAAUACCACACAUACUUCCACACCGAGUACCACCACUACCAUUGUGACACCCACGCCUUCCACCACUCACACACCAAUGUCAACAGCCUCCACUUCUACAACUACUCAAGUGCCUACAACUACUACUACUACUACUACUAAUUUGACCACACCAAGUACAACCUCUUGCACUACAGAGACACCUGAGGAGGAUACUUCAUUCACUACAACAACAUCUACAUCUACAACAAUUGGCUCUUCCACACCUUCAGCAACUCCUCCAAUAUCAACUACCACCAUUACUCCAAGUACGCCUACAUCAACUCCCACCACCACCACUUCAGCCACGACUACCUCAGAGUCGCCCACCACCACUUCAGCAACAACUCCUCCAACAUCCACUACCACCAUUACUCCAAGUACGCCUCCACCAACCUGCACCACCACCACUUCAGCCACGACUACCUCAGAGUCGCCCACCACCACUUCAGCAACAACUCCUCCAACAUCCACUACCACCAUUACUCCAAGUACGCCUCCACCAACCUGCACCACCACCACUUCAGCCACGACUACCUCAGAGUCGCCCACCACCACUUCAGCAACAACUCCUCCAACAUCCACUACCACCAUUACUCCAAGUACGCCUCCACCAACCUGCACCACCACCACUUCAGCCACGACUACCUCAGAGUCGCCCACCACCACUUCAGCAACAACUCCUCCAACAUCCACUACCACCAUUACUCCAAGUACGCCUCCACCAACCUGCACCACCACCACUUCAGCCACGACUACCUCAGAGUCGCCCACCACCACUUCAGCAACAACUCCUCCAACAUCCACUACCACCAUUACUCCAAGUACGCCUCCACCAACCUGCACCACCACCACUUCAGCCACGACUACCUCAGAGUCGCCCACCACCACUUCAGCAACAACUCCUCCAACAUCCACUACCACCAUUACUCCAAGUACGCCUCCACCAACCUGCACCACCACCACUUCAGCCACGACUACCUCAGAGUCGCCCACCACCACUUCAGCAACAACUCCUCCAACAUCCACUACCACCAUUACUCCAAGUACGCCUCCACCAACCUGCACCACCACCACUUCAGCCACGACUACCUCAGAGUCGCCCACCACCACUUCAGCAACAACUCCUCCAACAUCCACUACCACCAUUACUCCAAGUACGCCUCCACCAACCUGCACCACCACCACUUCAGCCACGACUACCUCAGAGUCGCCCACCACCACUUCAGCAACAACUCCUCCAACAUCCACUACCACCAUUACUCCAAGUACGCCUCCACCAACCUGCACCACCACCACUUCAGCCACGACUACCUCAGAGUCGCCCACCACCACUUCAGCAACAACUCCUCCAACAUCCACUACCACCAUUACUCCAAGUACGCCUCCACCAACCUGCACCACCACCACUUCAGCCACGACUACCUCAGAGUCGCCCACCACCACUUCAGCAACAACUCCUCCAACAUCCACUACCACCAUUACUCCAAGUACGCCUCCACCAACCUGCACCACCACCACUUCAGCCACGACUACCUCAGAGUCGCCCACCACCACUUCAGCAACAACUCCUCCAACAUCAACUACCACCAUUACUCCAAGUACUCCUCCAACAACUCCCACCACCACCACUUCAGCAACAACUCCUCCAACAUCCACUACCACCAUUACUCCAAGUACGCCUACACCAUCUCCCACCACCACCACUUCAGCCACGACUACCUCAGAGUCGACCACCACCACUUCAGCACCACUCACAUCCACUACCACCAUCACUCCAAGUACGCCAACACCAUCUCCCACCACCACCACUUCAGCCACGACUACCUCAGAGUCGCCCCCCACCACUUCAGCAACAACUCCUCCAAGGUCAACUACCACCAUUACCCCAAGUACGCCUCCCCCAACCUCCACCACCACCACUGCAGCCACGACUCCCUCAGAGUCGCCCACCACCACUUCAGCAACAGCUCCUCCAACACCAACUACCACCAUUACUCCAAGUACGCCUCCACCAACCUCCACCACCACUUCAGCAACAGCUCCUCCAACACCAACUACCACCAUUACUCCAAGUACGCCUCCACCAACCUCCACCACCACUUCAGCAACAGCUCCUCCAACACCAACUACCACCAUUACUCCAAGUACGCCUCCACCAACCUCCACCACCACUUCAGCAACAGCUCCUCCAACACCAACUACCACCAUUACUCCAAGUACGCCUCCACCAACCUCCACCACCACUUCAGCAACAGCUCCUCCAACACCAACUACCACCAUUACUCCAAGUACGCCUCCACCAACCUCCACCACCACUUCAGCAACAGCUCCUCCAACACCAACUACCACCAUUACUCCAAGUACGCCUCCACCAACCUCCACCACCACUUCAGCAACAGCUCCUCCAACACCAACUACCACCAUUACUCCAAGUACGCCUCCACCAACCUCCACCACCACUUCAGCAACAGCUCCUCCAACACCAACUACCACCAUUACUCCAAGUACGCCUCCACCAACCUCCACCACCACUUCAGCAACAGCUCCUCCAACACCAACUACCACCAUUACUCCAAGUACGCCUCCACCAACCUCCACCACCACUUCAGCAACAGCUCCUCCAACACCAACUACCACCAUUACUCCAAGUACGCCUCCACCAACCUCCACCACCACUUCAGCAACAGCUCCUCCAACACCAACUACCACCAUUACUCCAAGUACGCCUCCACCAACCUCCACCACCACUUCAGCAACAGCUCCUCCAACACCAACUACCACCAUUACUCCAAGUACGCCUCCACCAACCUCCACCACCACUUCAGCAACAGCUCCUCCAACACCAACUACCACCAUUACUCCAAGUACGCCUCCACCAACCUCCACCACCACUUCAGCAACAGCUCCUCCAACACCAACUACCACCAUUACUCCAAGUACGCCUCCACCAACCUCCACCACCACUUCAGCAACAGCUCCUCCAACACCAACUACCACCAUUACUCCAAGUACGCCUCCACCAACCUCCACCACCACUUCAGCAACAGCUCCUCCAACACCAACUACCACCAUUACUCCAAGUACGCCUCCACCAACCUCCACCACCACUUCAGCAACAGCUCCUCCAACACCAACUACCACCAUUACUCCAAGUACGCCUCCACCAACCUCCACCACCACUUCAGCAACAGCUCCUCCAACACCAACUACCACCAUUACUCCAAGUACGCCUCCACCAACCUCCACCACCACUUCAGCAACACCUCCUCCAACAUCAACUACCAUUACUCCAAGUACACCUCCUCCAACCUCCACCACCACCACUUCAGCCACGACUACCUCAGAGUCGCCCACCACCACUUCAGCAACAACUCCUCCAAGAUCACCUACCACCAUUACCCCAAGUACACGUCCACCAACCUCCACCCCCACCACUUCAGCCACGACUACCUCAGAGUCGCCCACCACCACUUCAGCAACAACUCCUCCAAGAUCACCUACCACCAUUACCCCAAGUACACGUCCACCAACCUCCACCCCCACCACUUCAGCCACGACUACCUCAGAGUCGCCCACCACCACUUCAGCAACAACUCCUCCAAGAUCACCUACCACCAUUACCCCAAGUACACGUCCACCAACCUCCACCCCCACCACUUCAGCCACGACUACCUCAGAGUCGCCCACCACCACUUCAGCAACAACUCCUCCAAGAUCACCUACCACCAUUACCCCAAGUACACGUCCACCAACCUCCACCACCACCACUUCAGCAACGACUACUCCAGAGUCAACUACUGCCACUCCAACAACACCAGGCACCACCACUGCCACCCUGACCCCCACACCAUCCAGUACUGUCACAACAACAUCAACAGUCUCCACUUCUGCAACUACUCCAGUGUCUACUAUUACUACUACAAAUUUGACCACAUCAAGUACAACCCCUUGCACUUCAGAGACAACAGAGGAGGAUACUUCAUUCACUACAACAACAUCUACAUCUACAACAAGUGGCUCUUCUACACCUUCAGCAACUCCUCCAACAUCAACUACCACCAUUACUCCAAGUACGCCUCCACCAACCUCCACCACCACCACUUCAGCCACGACUACCUCAGAGUCGACCACCACCACUUCAGCAACAACUCCUCCAACAUCAACUACCACCAUUACUGCAAGUACGCCUCCACCAACCUCCACCACCACCACUUCAGCCACGACUACCUCAGAGUCGACCACCACCACUUCAGCAACCACUCCUCCAACACCAACUCCCACCAUUACUUCAAGUAUGCCUCCAACAACUCCCACCAUCACUUCAUCAACAAUUACUCCAAAGUCAACCACCACAGUCACUACUUCAGCAACAACUUCAACUCGAGGGACUACUGUUACAACACUAGAAAGUACAACCAAAAUCAUAACUAUUAGAACACCCACCACAACACCUCCACCAUCCUCACCACAAAAAACAUGUAUUAUUCCAAAUCAUCCGCCCAUUGAGGUAGGUAAAAUUGGGUGGCUGUGUAACUGCACAAUGGUAAUCUGCAUUGACAAUAACACCUUACAGACGAUUCCAGUACCCUGUGUCCCACCUGUGAAGCCCAAAUGUAGCAAUGGUCUUGCUCCUGUGCAGGUGAUGGAUGAAGAUGGAUGCUGUUGGCACUGGGAAUGUGACUGCUAUUGCACUGGUUGGGGAGAUCCACAUUACAAGACAUUUGAUGGAGUAUCCUAUAGCUAUCAAGGGAAUUGCACAUAUAUCCUGGUUGAAGAGAUUAAGAAGACAGUUGACAAUUUUGGGAUCUACAUUGACAAUUACCACUGUGAUGCACGAGAUACAGUCUCCUGUCCACGCACACUCAUUGUGAAACAUGAGACCCAGGAAGUGCGCAUAGCAACAGUCCAAAUGAGUCCUAUCAAAGUAGAGGUACUUGUAAACCAACAAGAGGUAGCUACACCUUACCGAAAAUUUGGAUUGAAAAUCUUUGGAUCAGGCAUAAAUCAGGUGGUGGAAAUUCCUGAACUUAAGAUUAAUAUAACCUACAAUGGCUUGGCCUUUUCUAUUAGAAUGCCAUACGGCCAGUUUGUCAACAAUACCCAAGGACAGUGUGGGAUUUGCAACAACGACCCAACAGAUGACUGCAGGCUACCCAAUGGAGAAUCAGAUUGUGAAAGGAUGGCAGAUAGGUGGCAAGUUAAUGACACUAACAAGCCAGAGUGCCAUUCAGUCAUACCAUCUACAAAACCACCUACGGUUACGCCCUCAACCACAACAGCCUGCAAAGCAUCUUCACUUUGCGAGCUCCUUAUUAAGGGAAGCUUGUUUGAGGAGUGCCGUAAGUUUAUCAAACCUGAAAUAUACUAUGCAGCCUGUGUGUUCGACACCUGCACUAUUCCCAAUGCUAAGAUGGAGUGCUCCAGUUUGCAGAUCUAUGCUGCCAUCUGUGCUGACCAGGGUUUCUGCGUUGACUGGAGAAGUCAGACCAAGGGCAUCUGUGCUCUUAAAUGCCCAUCACAAAAAGAAUAUAGAGCAUGUGGUCCUAUUGAAGAAAAGACCUGCAAAACAAGCCCAGAAGAACAAGACAGUAACAAAAAAGCAGAAGGCUGCUUCUGCCCCAGUGGGACAAUGCUGUAUAGUCCUGGUAUGGAUGUCUGUGUAAAAACCUGUGGGUGUGUUGGACCAGAUAAUAUACCACGAGAGUUUGGGGAGAAAUUUAUCUUUGACUGUCAGAAUUGCACUUGUCUGGAUGGUGGAAAUGGCAUCAUCUGUGAGCCUCGCCAAUGUGCUGUGCAAGAAAAUAAGCCACAAUGUACUGGAGAAGGCUUUUAUGAGGUUGUUGAAGUCAUCCCUAAUGACAUUUGUUGCAACAAAACUGUCUGCAGAUGCAACACGAACUUGUGCAUAAGCAAACCACCUAUAUGUAAACCAGGAUUUGAAGUUCAGUCCUCUAUUCCCCAUGACGGGUGCUGUCCUCAGUAUAAGUGCAUUUCCAAGAGAGUUUGUGUAUAUGACGCUGCUGAGUACCAGCCCGGUCGUCCAGUCUUUAAGGAUAAGUGUCAAAAAUGUAAAUGCACUGAGCAUAUGGAUAACAGCACUGAACUAAAUAUCAUCUCAUGUGAACUUCUUCCAUGUAACACAAAAUGUGAUCAAGGAUAUGAACUUAGUAAGCCUGCGAAAGAUGAGUGCUGUGGAACGUGUAUCCAGACAAAAUGUGUCAUGCAAACAUCAGGUGGCAAUGUCCUCAUCUUGAGUCCUGCUGAAAUAAAAAAUGAUCCAAGAGACAACUGCACUCUUUAUAGCUGUGUGAAUUUCCAUGACCAGUUCAUCUCCUCCACCUCCAAGAUUACCUGCCAACCAUUCAAUGAGCAGAACUGUAAGCCUGGUACUAUUUCCUACCUACCUAAUGGGUGCUGUAAAACAUGCAUACCUCGUGAUACACCAGCAUCAUGUUCUAUCAGUCAAGUUAUGGACUAUAUCAUGCACCAAGGCUGUAUUUCUGUGGGGAGAGUCAACGUGACUCAGUGUGAGGGAACAUGUGGAACCUACUCACUAUACUCUGCUGAGGCCAACUCCAUGAACCACAAGUGCACUUGCUGCAGGGAGUCGAUAACUAGCAUAAGGAGAGUUAUACUACAGUGCCCUGAUGGACAAAGGGUGAACUAUGAGUAUGUGCACGUGGAGCAUUGUGAAUGUCAAGGCACUAUCUGUGAUGUACCAGAAGGGUCUAAAAAGACCCAGCAACUGUUAGUGGAAGGGGCCAGAGAGACUGCAGUGAAACGCAUCAGAAGAGCCAUCCAGAGACCAGUGAAGUGAAGGAGAUGAACAUAAUGACACACUGAUAGAGGGGCAAGAAGAGACUGUAGUAGACCUUUGUAAUUUUCCAAGAGUAAUUCAGUGCUUUCCAUUUUCCACCUCCCUCUCUUCUAAGCCCUUGUUGCACUCUAUUUAUUUGUGUAUAAAAAUGAGAGAAAAUCUUCCUUUAGGCACAUAGUCUUCUAUUUAGUUUUCCAUUGUCUGCUUUUGCUUUAAAUCAU